AUGGCUGCAAACUUUGGCACGCAUGUGUUUCAGCGCAGGGACCCGGAAAUGGAGCGGAACGACGCGCGCAUGGGCGUGCCCCGGGACCCAAUUGGGGUCUCUGACAGAGUCAUCAGCUUUGGCAGGCUCGCACUGUUUGGAAUAGCUGGUCUGGUGCUGGUGUACGCGUGGUUCAGCCGCCGGUAUCCGCCCAUCCGCGCUAAAGACCUGCUGCUGACAACGCCCACGUUCUUCUCGGGCACCCUGUGGUUUGUGGGUUCGUUUGCUUGCAACGGAAUGAUCGAGGUUGAAGGCGUGCUGAGGCACUGCAAAUUCAUUGCUCUGUAG
Molecule: messenger RNA, 327 nt
Organism: Linderina pennispora
Lineage: Eukaryota; Fungi; Kickxellomycota; Kickxellomycetes; Kickxellales; Kickxellaceae
Exons: 1
Coding region: 1-327 (108 amino acids)
Source: RefSeq, a predicted model, not a curated record